This is a messenger RNA of Branchiostoma floridae (Florida lancelet), 1808 nucleotides long. RefSeq names its product sphingosine-1-phosphate phosphatase 1-like. NCBI's taxonomy places the organism in Eukaryota, Metazoa, Chordata, Leptocardii, Amphioxiformes, Branchiostomatidae. The record is from RefSeq and is a predicted model, not a curated record. Gene Ontology annotation, cellular component: endoplasmic reticulum membrane. Bases 528 to 1511 code for a protein of 327 amino acids. Gene Ontology annotation, molecular function: sphingosine-1-phosphate phosphatase activity. The transcript has 4 exons. Gene Ontology annotation, biological process: phospholipid dephosphorylation; sphingosine metabolic process.
UGUUCUCUGAUAUUUACAAAAUUUGUCUACUAUCUUCAGGUAAGCAGGAAAUAUACCGUUGCCAGGUAGUGUAUCAUUCCAAUAUGUCAUAGGUCACUCUGCCGGCCAGACGAAGAGUCGAGGAAGGCCUUGUCAGCCGUUUGACACCUCCCGCCUCGAGGACUCGAGUACUGACACUGUCUUACACAGCAGACCGACCGUGAGUUCAGAUCUAACAUUGAAACUAAGAAGAAAAAAAAUGUUAGCUUUCUUUCAUGCGCUGAAGGACCCAAGUGUUGUGGCCAAGUUUCAAGAACUGUGCGGUAUCGAGUUCAUCGAUGAAGUCCAUGAGGGAAACGGGGACGCCUGUGCUGACAACUGCCACAAGCCCGACUCGGCAUCAAACGGCAUAAGGAAACGCUACAAAGAAUAACCAAAGCAAGAAGGAAAUCUGGCUAACGGGUAUAUUGAUCUCAGUCACCCAAGAGACAAGGCAGAAUGGGGCAACCACGUGUCAGAGGCUGGGCGGCCAUACAGAGUCACACAAGAUGUGGUACUACCUGUUCUGUUUCGGAUCGUCGCUGGGAGGAGAACUGUUCUACAUCACCUUCUUCCCCUUCUGGUUCUGGAAUAUUGACUAUUUCGUUAGCCGCCGGGUCAUUGUAGUCUGGGCCUUCACCAUGUACCUGGGCCAGUCCGCGAAGGACAUCAUCCGCUGGCCCCGACCGCCCUCUCCGCCGGUGGCCAAAAUCGAGCGUACUUUUGACUCGGAGUAUGGCUUCCCUUCCACCCAUGCCAUCGUCGCGUUCUGCAUUCCUUUCACGUUUAUCUACUGGACAGUAGGCAGAUACGAGUACUGGUACCCAGCAGGUUACAUGAUUGGUGCAGCGUGGUGCCUCCUGGUGUGUGUCAGUCGGCUGUAUGUGGGCAUGCACAACAUCCUGGAUGUCCUUGCCGGUCUGACCCUGAGCGUGAUGCUGACGUGCUUCAUCACCCCCUGGCUGGACACCAUCGACCACUUCAACCUGCACCACCCCUACUCCCCCCUGCUGGUCAUCACCUCCUACUUCAUCCUGUGCCUGUUGUACCCCAGCGGGGGGCAGUGGAACACGGCCAGGGGGGACACGGCCAUGAUUGUUGGUACUUGUGCAGGUGUUAUAUAUGGGGCUUGGAUCAACACUCAGUACAACCUACUGCAGGACCCCUCCAUCCCCCCACCAUACAAAGUCAUCUGGCCAAGCAUCCAACAACUCGGCCUCUUUGCUGUCCGCUUCGUCCUGGGCGGGAUCAUCGCGGGUAUAUCGCGUGCAGUGGUCAAGCCUCUAACCCUGAACACAGUGUGUAGGCUGUUCGGGGAAUCAACAGAAGACCCGAAGGCAAGGUCUAGGGCAGUCGUCGAAGUGCCAUACAAAUUUUUCACGUAUGGCUUCCUUGGCGUAAUGGUUGUUUGUGUGAUACCCAUAGUGUUUCGCAUGUUGGGUAUUGCAUCGCUGUAUGAGAUUGGUUAUGAACAAGCACACCCAGCUCUGUGACGAGUGUACUACCGCUUACUUGUGACAUAGGUAACUCUACAGUUGGAUUGUUGGCGAAUAUUACUGUUACAUGGCUGAUGAAUCUACCAAUAGAAUUUGACAUUUGUCAGAUAUUUUGCAUGUAAAAUGUAGGCAUUCACUUGUUUGCAGUCAACAUAUUUUCAAUUCCUGAAUGGCUUUUCAAUGACACUUGAUGACAUUGUAAUUAUCAUGUCCUGUUCUGGUUCAUCAGCCAAUAGCAGAUGUGCCAAGGAGUUUGUCAACUUUUUUUCCAGAAUAUCUUUGAGUUGAUAUCAA